Messenger RNA from Thermothelomyces thermophilus ATCC 42464, 6896 nucleotides. RefSeq lists its product as uncharacterized. NCBI's taxonomy places the organism in Eukaryota, Fungi, Ascomycota, Sordariomycetes, Sordariales, Chaetomiaceae. The record is from RefSeq and is a predicted model, not a curated record. The transcript is spliced from 4 exons. Gene Ontology annotation, molecular function: adenylate cyclase activity; protein binding; magnesium ion binding. Gene Ontology annotation, biological process: intracellular signal transduction; cAMP biosynthetic process. Bases 161 to 6781 code for a protein of 2206 amino acids.
UUCUCGAUAACGUGUGUUGCGAGUUGCUAGUGCGUGUGCGAGUGCGAGUUGCUUGUGCGUGUGCGAGUGCGUGUGUUGUUGUUGUGUGUGGAAUGGCAGUCGCCCACUGAAGCGUGUCUUUGUUACCGCGCGGGUUGCUGCUGCUCUGCAGGCGGUGACAAUGCCCCAGCCCGACGAAACUUCCCGCUUCAGCUCGAUGACGGGCUCCAGCACCGACAGCGGGAGGUCUAGCAUCACGGCCAAGCCGCUGCCUGCGACGCCCACGAGCCCAUCGCUCCCCAACCCGCCCGGAGCCGCAGGGAACAACAAUGCAUCGAGACACGGCCCGCAUGGAUCGCGAUGGGUGGCGCCGUCGCGCCUCAAGACGGACGAGGGCGGCAAUCCCACUCGCAGCUCCAUCAAGGAAUCGGACGGCCAAGUCUCGCCCACGUCUAACGAUGCGCGUGUCGCGCUAUCCCCCUCGUCGACCAACUCGACUACGUCGAUGCGCGAGCAUCCCAUGAGCGAUCUCCGCGACUAUCGCCGCGACCUAGCGAUCCUCGACCUCGCCGGCGGCCGGUCCUCUCGCACCCAGCAGCAGACCAAUCCGUCCACCGGCUCUCUGGGCGGUGCCGCCUCGGCGCCUCCUCCAGAACCCCCCGUCCCCAUGACAUUCUACGACGACUCGACCGAUAACCUGUCCCUGGGCUCCCAGCUGUCGCCCGGCGUCCGGACUUCGAUCAGCCGCGCCACCCCGGUCGGCAGCACCGACUCUCCAGAGGCCGCAUACUUUACCGACGAGAGGCGCCCCUCCGUCGCUAGCAUCACCACCACAGCGAGCAGUCAAGGCUCGAGAACUAGCGGCGCGAGGGGAGGAUUACGGAAGCUGCAGGGAUUCUUCGGAGAGGAGUUUCCGGGAAGAGACUCGUCCGAGAUCAGCCUCGCGCACCCCACCGGCGGCAGGGAGCACCGAUCGCACUCGCACAGCUACAGCCGGCCGCACAGGGACCGCAACUACUCCAACGCGACGGACCACGGCAGAGACGCCUCUCCGUCAUCGAGGCCCCGGACUCCGGUGCCGGCACCGGAAGUGGUUCCGUUUCUCUACCAGGAAGCCGAUGACAUUGCGCGAUACGGCGAAGCGCCUGUCCGAGACAUCCUCAGCGGCCCGGAUCGCGACCGCUACAUCACUGACAGCUCCACGCAGAAUCCGCCCAGAACCUCGGGUUCCGGGCGGUCCGGCCACUCCAUCGUUCACCUGCCCGGCCACCACAGACACAACAAGAGCAACGAAGAUUCGAGAUCGCUGCGCCCAUCGAUUAGCAGGGAGGAUUCUACCGUGUCCGCCCCCAAGGAUCGCGGCGGUUCGGCCGCCAUGUACGGCACGAAGUCGCGCGCCCAGAGCCCCGCUCCCAGCGCUCCCAGCGGCUACUGGACCUCCAAGGCCGCCGUCGGUGAUGGCCAGACGUCCCCCGGGCACCACCACAAGCGGCGCUUCCUUGGUCGCCUGCGGGGGAAGAGGGACAAGGACGACUCGGGGGAUCUGAGGAAGCUUCCUGCGUCUGCCCAAUCUCUCCAACCGCGACCGUCCAGGCACGAGUCUCCGUUUGGCGACGGCCAACAGUCCCAAGGGUCCGAAUGGCCAUCCACGCCCGAUCCGCGCGAGACCCACGGGCUGCGGCCCGCUUUUGUCCGUGGUGCGACCUUCAACAACAAGUUCCCUUUCUCGUCCAAGAAGAGCCGUACGGCCCGACAGCGCGAUGAUCUCGAGGACAACAUUGGCCCCACCGACAGGCAAGACACGGGAGGAACCAUGUUCCACCUCGAUACUAACCUCAACGACAUGGAGGGGAUCCUCAGCAGGCCGGUACCCUUGACGCCGAUGAACCCCGACUUUCUGAACGAGGUUGACUUCGAUAAGCUGCCCAUCAAGUCCGCCGACCCGAGGGGUGCGUGGAAUGCGCCCGACAGCUGGGCGGUCCGCCGCGGGGACGAGGCGGUGGCCCAGGUCCCGGAGGCCGACGACAUUGGGAGCCCGCCCCGGCCGGAGGAGAAGAUGACCAACUACUGCAUUCGCGUCUUCAGGGCAGACGGCACCUUUGCGACCCUCCAGAUGGCGCUGGACGCGACCGUGUCGGACCUCAUCUCCCAGAUCUCCAAGAAGUCGUACGUGAUCGACGGCAUGGAGAACUACAACAUCGUCCUCAAGAAGCACGACUUGACCCGGGUGCUGAGCUCCGUCGAGCGCCCGCUCCUGAUCCAGAAGCGGCUGCUGCAACAGAUCGGAUACGAGGAGCGUGACAGGAUCGAGGACAUUGGGCGCGAGGACCACAGCUACCUAUGCCGCUUCAUGUUCCUGUCGGCGCGGGAGAGCCACUUCCACGCCCUCACGCACGACGUCGGAUUCGGGCGCAUGCAAAAGUUCAGCCACGUCGACCUGUCCGGUCGCAACCUGACCGCUAUCCCGGUCAUACUCUAUUCCAGGGCCCCCGAGAUCAUCUCCCUCAACCUGUCGAGGAAUCUGUCCCUGGACGUGCCGCGGGACUUCAUCCAGUCCUGCACCAGCCUGCGCGACAUCAAGUACACGAAUAACGAGGCUCGGAGGCUACCACCGAGCCUGAGCUGGGCCAAGAAGCUGACGUAUCUGGACGUGUCCAACAACCGGCUCGAGCAGCUCGAGCAUGCUGAUCUCGGCGAGCUCACCGGGCUGCUCAAGCUCAACCUGGCCAAUAACCGCCUGAGCCAGCUGCCCUCCUACUUCGGGGCCUAUUCGGUGUUACGUACCCUGAACAUCUCUUCGAACUUUCUGGAAAAGUUCCCCCCCUUCCUCUGUAACCUGGAGAGCCUCGUCGACCUGGACCUCAGCUUCAACCUCAUCAGCGACUUCCCGGACGCGAUCGGAAAGCUGAGGAACCUGGAGAAGUUCGUCGUGACCAACAACCGGCUGACGGGCACCUUCCCCGAUUCCUUCAAGAACCUGGCCAACCUCCGAGAGCUGGACAUCAAGUAUAAUGCGAUAACGAACAUCGACGUGAUCGCUCAGCUUCCAAAGCUGGAAAUCCUGACGGCCGACCACAACUCCAUCUCCCAGUUCGUCGGCUCGUUUGAGAGGUUGCGCAGCUUGAAGCUCAACUCGAAUCCGAUCACCAAGUUCGAGAUCAAGUCGCCCGCCCCGACUCUCAAGCUUCUCAACUUGUCCAACGCUCAGCUGGCGAGCAUCGACGAGUCGUUCAACAACAUGCCCAACCUGGAACGGCUCAUCCUCGACAGGAACUACUUCGUCUCGCUGCCCAGCCAGAUCGGCAACCUCAGGAAGCUCGAGCACUUCAGCAUCGCUCACAACUCCGUCCGCCAGCUGCCGCAGGAGGUUGGGUGUCUCACAGAGUUGCGCGUCCUGGACGUCCGCGGGAACAACAUUCGCAAGCUGCCGAUGGAAUUGUGGUGGGCGAACAAGCUGGAGACGCUCAACGCGUCAUCCAACAUCCUCGACCACUUCCCAAAACAUGCUUCCCGCGCUCCCCAGCCGCCCCAACCUCCUGAUGACGCGCGCAGCACGAGCAGCUCCGUCAACAGCAAGCAGUCUUCGGGCUCGCGGGCUCUGUCUUCGAUGCCGAGCGUGGAGGAGCUCAACGGCGAUGCGUCCAGGCGCCCCAGUCAAGCAUCGGGCGCGACCCUCCUCAGCGUGGGCCCGCCGCCCGUUCCGGGAGCGGACAACAGGAAAGGCUCCAUGGUCUCGCUGUAUGGAAAGGGCGGCCGGAAGACGUCCGUGGUGUCGCGGAGCACCCAGAGUAGCACCGCGACCACGGGUACCGGCCUUCGCAAGGACUCGGGCCUCACCGCGCUCCUCACCAACACCUUCGCCGGCUCUCUCCGGAACCUGUAUCUCGCCGAUAACCAGCUGGACGACGACGUGUUCGACCAGAUCAUGCUCCUUUCCGAGCUCCGCGUCCUCAAUCUCUCCUACAACGAGCUGAGCGACAUGCCGCAGCGCUCCAUCAAGAACUGGCCGCAGCUGACCGAGCUGUACCUCUCCGGCAAUGAGCUCACGAGCCUGCCGACUGACGACCUCGAAGACUAUUCGCUGUUGCAGACGCUACACAUCAACGGCAACAAGUUCACCAACCUUCCCGCCGACAUCUCGCGAGCCAGGAGGCUGGCAGUGUUGGACUGCGGUAGCAACUCGCUCAAGUACAACAUCGCAAACGUUCCCUACGAUUGGAACUGGAACCUCAAUCCCAACCUGAGGUAUCUCAACCUGUCCGGCAACAGACGCUUAGAGAUCAAGCAGACAUAUCCCGGCGUCGUGGCGCAGAACCGCGACCAGCUCACCGAUUUCAGCCGCCUCCAGAACCUCCGCGUUCUGGGCCUGAUCGAUGUGACGCUCACCCAGCCCAGCAUUCCCGACCAGAACGAGGACCGCCGUGUCAGAACGUCGAGCUCUCUGGCGGGCUACAUGCCAUACGGCAUGGCCGACACUCUGGGCAAGAACGAACACCUUUCCACCAUUGAUCUUGUGAUCCCUCGUUUCAACUCGUCCGACUCGACCACUCUGCUGGGGCUGUUCGAUGGCCAGGCCUCCAGCAGCGGCGGCUCCAAGAUUGCCAAGUACCUCCAGGAGAACUUUGCCCAUAUCUUCGCGCAGGAGUUGAGGGAUCUCAAGACGAACCAGGGCGAGACCGCCGAGGACGCGCUGAGGCGGGCCUUCUUGGCGCUCAACAAGGACCUGGCGACUGCCGCGAUCCAACAUGCCGAGGACAGGCCGAUCACGACGCACCGCGGGUCCCAGGCUCCUCUCGUGCUCAGCCAGGAGGACCUCAACUCGGGCGGCGUCGCCACGGUGGUCUACCUCGACGAGCAAGAGCUAUACGUCGCCAACGUGGGCGACGUCCAGGCCAUGCUGAUCCAGACUGACGGCCAGGCCAAGAUGCUGACCAAGAAGCACGACCCGGCGGACCCCCCCGAGCGCUCGCGCAUCCGCGACGCCGGCGGCUGGGUCUCGCGUCAGGGGCGCCUGAACGAGCUCCUCCCCGUGUCGCGAGCUUUCGGGUACGUGGACCUGAUGCCGCCGGUGCAGGCGGCGCCGCACAUCAAGCACCACACGAUCGGGGACAACGACGAGACGAUUCUCCUGGCCACCAGGGAGGUGUGGGAGUACUUGACGCCAGAGCUCGUGGUCGACGUUGCACGCUCCGUCCGCGGGGACCUGAUGCGGGCAGCACAGAAGAUCCGCGAUCUCGCCAUGGCUUACGGCUCCAAGGACAAGAUCAUGGUCAUGAUGCUCAGCGUGGCCGACCUCAAACGUAGGCGCGAGCGCUCGCGAAUGCACAGGGGCCAGAGCAUGUCCUGGUUCAACUUCCCGCAGGACGAUACCGCCCACCAGGUUGCCACUCGCAGGGGCAGGAAGGCCAAGGCGGAGGGUCCGCUCGACUCGACCUUGCAGCGUCUCGAGGCCGAGGUGCCCGCCCCGACGGGCAUGAUCGCCAUCGUGUUCACCGACAUCAAGAACUCGACCCAGCUGUGGGAGACGUAUCCGGAGGCCAUGCGGUCCGCCAUCAAGCUGCACAACGAGGUCAUGCGCAGGCAGCUCAGGCGCAUCGGCGGGUUCGAGGUCAAGACGGAAGGCGACGCCUUCAUGGUGUCGUUCCCGACCGCCACCUCUGCGCUCCUGUGGUGCUUCGCCGUCCAGACGCAGCUCCUGACGGUCAACUGGCCCACCGAGAUGCUCAACUCGAUCAGCUGCCAGCCCACCUUUGACCGGGACAACAAGCUCAUCUUCAGGGGCUUGUCGGUACGGAUGGGCAUUCACUGGGGCGAGCCCCUGGCGGAACCGGACCCGGUCACCCGCCGCAUGGACUACUACGGCCCGAUGGUGAACAAGGCGAGCCGCAUCUCGGCCUGCGCUGACGGGGGCCAGAUCACCGUCUCGUCGGACUUCAUCAUGGAGAUCCAGCGCUGCCUCGAGACGUACCAGGAAUCGGGCUCGUCCGAUGACAGCUUCGAAGACGACGGUUUCGCCCGGGCCAUCCGCAACGAGCUCCGCUCCCUCAGCAGCCAGGGGUUCGAAGUCAAGGACUUGGGCGAGAAGAAGCUGAAGGGCCUCGAGAACCCAGAGUACAUCUACUCGCUCUAUCCGCACGCUCUCGCCGGCCGGAUCGACCAGCACAACCUCCACGAGCGGGCACAGGCCGCCGCCGACCGGCCCGCCAUGCUCAGCCCGGACAGCCAGCUAGCCAUCAAUCCCGACGACAUCUGGGCUACGUGGCACGUGGCCCUGAGGCUCGAGAUGCUGUGCAGCACCUUCGAGGACGUGACCCGGCGUAAGCUGCACCCGCCCGAGACGGAGCUCAUGGAGCGGAUGAAGCGGCGCGGCGGAGAGGUGACGGAGCGAUUCUUGAUCAGCUUCUUGGAGCACCAAGUCAGCCGGAUUGAGACGUGCAUCUCGACCCUCGCCGUCCGUCGCCUUGUCCUUGUGGAGGGCAAGCCGUCCGCCAAGCCCAGCGACCUUCGCGCUCCCAUCUCUGAUGUCCUGGAGACUCUGUCCGAUCAACUCGCCCUCCUGAAAAAGUACGAAGCCCGUUACGGGCCGCUCGACGACGCGGGCGAGGACCCUUCUUCCACCCAGGGCACCACCUCGGCCGUUACAUCCCUGCCACCGCCAGCAGCUGCGCCACCAUCUAACAACAACAACAACAACAACAACAACAACAACAGCCCGCAGGUGACGAUACCGCAGGCGGCAAUCGGCUCCCCGUCGGCUUCGGCCGAGUCUGGUGUCAGCACGCCGGAGUCAUCGCCCUACUAGAGCCGCUACCCUACCGGCGCAUAGCAGUGGCAGUGGCAUACAGGUUUAUCCCGUUAUGUUAUCUCUUUACCAACACAGUCUUGGCUUCGGUUGUUUAUUUUGGGCUUUUCAAUUU